AUGGAUGAACCAGCACAAUGUUCUGUCGACAUUCCGUAAGUUACAAUUGUAGAAUUUUAUUUUUUUAGUGUCCGGCCAAGAAAACGAACAAAUUCUACAUGUUCAACCGCAUCCGUAGCCACGACUUCGACUGUUGGAAGGCGGAGAAGAGCAGAAUUGCAAGCAGAGUUGGAUACCAAGACCUUUAAGAUGUCGGACUUGAUUAUCUGGAGACCUCAGGCCGAGAACGAGUUGAGGAAGAAGUGGGACGAGCAGAAACAGAAGCUGUUGGAGAAUAUGAGCAAUUCGUCAAACAUAAAUCAAGAAGCACGACCACCGCCACCUAAAAAGCCUGUAGUUGCACCAAGAGUGAAACUGAACGAGAAAGGAGAGAUUGUUAUCGACGAAGAGAGUUUAGUUGUUACAGAAACUGCCGAGAACAACGUUUGGGACCAUGUUGACGAUGUGAGUUGAAUUUUUAUGUUAUAAUAGUACACAUGUUUGGUAAACUAUGAUCUUUUCAAAUUUUGUGGUUUUAAAGUAGGAAUAUUUGACUUUUCAGUUAUUAAUUAGGAGAUAUUAGCUUACAAGUCUUUUAUAAGUUUUUCUUUGAUUAUAUUAAUGAUAUUGUUGUAGGACGCGAUGCCAAAAAAGUUGAACUCACUCAGUUUCCGUAAAAAAGCGAACAGAUCUACAAAUUGGAGUAUCCUUGAAACAGACCUUUUCUAUCGUAAGUUGAAUUAGUAUACAUAAAAGCCUCUUGCUUUUUUUAAUCUGUUUUAUUCAUGACUUCUAUUUUCAGAAGUAUUGAGUGCCACAGGUCCGGACUUUGGUUUGAUGCACGAAUUCAUACCUCACAGGACACGCGCUGAGUUGAAACGGAAAUACACAAAAGAAGAACGAGAAAAUGAAUGGAGAAUCGAUCAUACCGUCAAGAACCCAUCGUUGUUGAGCAAAGACCUCUACAACAAGGUCAAAGUCAUGAUGGACAAGAUGGAACAAGAGAAACAGUCUAAAGACAAUACCAGAAUCAAACGAAGAAAGAAGGCUGUAUCAGCUAACGAGAAGGAGGUGGAGAGCCAGUAG
Bursaphelenchus okinawaensis is the source of this 1065-nucleotide messenger RNA. The record is from the annotation of a GenBank genome assembly. NCBI's taxonomy places the organism in Eukaryota, Metazoa, Nematoda, Chromadorea, Rhabditida, Aphelenchoididae.